This is a messenger RNA of Salvia miltiorrhiza (redroot sage), 958 nucleotides long. RefSeq names its product 60S ribosomal protein L18a-like protein. Bases 311 to 733 code for a protein of 140 amino acids. NCBI's taxonomy places the organism in Eukaryota, Viridiplantae, Streptophyta, Magnoliopsida, Lamiales, Lamiaceae. The record is from RefSeq and is a predicted model, not a curated record. The transcript has 6 exons.
CAAACACCCCAAAUGCAGUUACACUUGCACCAAAAAAGAAAGUAAGAAAUAAGCGGAGAGAAUAAGAGUCAACCCAAGUAGAGUGGUUAGAUUAUAAAUUGUUGAAAGCGUCGUUUGCUUCCUUUGUAAAUUAAGUUUCCCCACCUCUCUUACUUUCGUUUUCCAUUGAAAUUGAUUGCCCCCUUUUCCUUCUUCACCCUCAACACUCUCCAAGAUCAUCACUUUUCCCUCCUCCUAGAGAGGUGCAAGAUAAGUUAUUUUGGUGGGGAGGAAGUCGACAUCAUAAAUUGUCCAAGUUGGAGGAGAGCCAAUGGAUCAGAAUGCUACUAUUGAGGAGGGAGAGGGUAGAAAUGCCCUUGAACUGGUCAGAUCAGUUUCAGAAAAGCAUCUUGAACUUUUGAGGCCUUCUGCUCGAUAUUAUUCCAUAUUUAAAGGGCAAGCAGUGGAUGCUGCUGAGCGGGAAAAAGGUAAAUAUACAUUGAUUAGAGAUGAAGAAGACUCUCAAUUCGGAUUGUACGACAAACCUCUUCCUUGCUUUGGAUGUGGAAUAGGAUGGUUCUCUUUUCUUGUGGGUUUCUUGUGCCCACUGACAUGGUAUUAUGCUACAAUUUUGUAUUUUGGGAAUUACUACCGCAAGGAUCCUAGAGAACGAGCCGGGCUCGCUGCUUCUGCAAUCGCUGCUAUGGGGUGCUCCGUUAUAUUGUUAAUCAUAGUACUGAUUCUGCUUUUCUAGACUCGAUGUUACUACGUCCGUACAUGCAAAGCAUCCAUAUAGAGUUGAUGAUUCCACACGUGUUGAUAUGAAUCCAUAAAGCCUAAAGUAUUUUCGAAAUUGAAAAUGUGGCAUAAAGUAAUGUUCCAUGUAGUUAUUGUCUUUAUAGAAUCUGCAGUGACUUGACGAAUCAACUUAUUCUACACCUUUUACAGAUUAAAUGCCUUGGCUUUCCAUCCUUGUUCA